AGACCCCAUCCCCUCCUCAAUCUUACGGCUGCCCAGCCGAAAGGACGCUCAGAAUGGCGCAGAGCAAGGCAACCAAAAAGUUCGAGAAGAACAAGCUGAAAGAUGUGCUCAAGCGGCGGAAAGACGUUGCGAAGAUUAAGCAGAAGAAGCAGAUAGCCACAAAGCGCAAGGACCGCCGGGCUCGAGACAAUGCGCCCGCCGAUGGGGUCGAGAAAGAUAGCGCAAAGAAGCCCAAUGGCAACGAGUCGAAAGAUGACGCAUUUGGAGAGAUGUCCAUGGACCAGUUCUUCGCGGGCGGCUUCCAAGUCCCCGAAAUGAACAAGAAGCCGACGAAAACGAAGACAGGAAAGCGAAAAAGAACGCCUAUCGAGGAAGACAGCUCGGACGAUUCGGACGUAGACAUGGCAGAGCCAGCGCCCGCCGCAGACGGGUCUGGUGCAGAGAGCGAAUCGGGCGAUGAUGAGGAGGCGCACAAGGAACAGCUGGCAGCACUGGCAGAGAAGGACCCCGAAUUUUACAAGUACUUGAAGGAGAAUGAUGCAGAGCUGCUCGAAUUUGCCGAGGAGGCUGAUCUGGCGGAGAUUGAUGCUCUCAGCGCGAGCGAGGACGAGGAUGCGCCGAGAAAGAAGCAGAAGUCAGGGAAGGCAUCAAAGGAUGAUGCUGAUGAGGCUGAUGAGGACGGUGAUGAGGACGAAACCACCAGCAAUGAAGUGUCCAAGAAGCUCAUUCAGAAGUGGCGGUGGUCUAUGGAAGAGAAUUCGUCUUUGAGGACAAUGAAGGAGGUCGUACUCGCUUUCCGGGCCGCUGCACAUCUAAACGAUGAUGCUGGAAAGUCGUACAAAUACUCUAUAUCCGAUCCCGAUGUGUACCACGAAGUCCUCGUCACCGCACUAAAGCUUGUGCCGAAAGUGCUCCAGCACCAUCUUCCGGUUAAGGAAAACGCCACGGGCAAAGUUCGAGUACCCACAGAUUCAAAGAAGUUCCGCACUCUCAGCCCACUUCUCCAAUCACAUUGCGUUUCGCUCCAUCAUCUGCUGGAGAACCUCUCAGACCCCUCGACUAUACGAAUGACGCUCGAAUCGUUGCUCGCUCUUCUUCCAUACAUAUUGUCCUUCAAGAAGGUUUUACGGGAAGUGGUAAAGACUGUCUGCUCCGUUUGGUCGGAUUCUUCAAACACCGAAAUGACGAGACUCUCUGCGUUCCUCGUCCUGCGAAGGCUAGUCGUCAUUUCAGACCCCAACAUCAGGGAAGCUGUUCUCAGACAGACUUACCAGGGCCUUGUCAGGGGUGCCCGCAAAACGACGAUACAUAAUAUCCAGGGCAUUAACCUGAUGAAGAACACCGCCUCAGAGCUGUGGGGCAUCGAUGCAAAUGUCGGGUAUACAACAGGCUUCGGCUUCAUCAGGCAGUUAGCCAUUCACCUGCGGCAGAGCAUCACCAACAAGACGAAAGAUUCAUACAAGACGGUCUACAACUGGCAGUAUGUCCAUUCGCUGGACUUCUGGUCCCGCGUGAUAGCCGCACACUGCGAGUCGCUUCGAGAAGCAGAGUCUGGCAAAGAAUCGCCUCUUCGACCGCUCAUCUACCCCAUCGUCCAGGUCACACUGGGGGCCAUGCGCCUAAUACCCACCGCGCAGUACUUCCCUCUGCGCUUCCAGCUGAUCCGCUCUCUGCUCCGCAUCUCAUCCGCCACCUCCACCUACAUCCCGCUCGCACCUGCCCUAGUCGAAGUACUCAACUCGGCGGAGAUGAAGAAGCCGCCGAAGCCAAGCACACUGAAGGCUCUCGAAUUCAGCACCUCUAUCCGCGCCACAAAAGCCUACCUCCGCACGCGCAUAUAUCAAGACGGCGUCGGCGAGCAGGUCGCUGAGCUCCUCUCUGACUUCUUCGUGCUCUGGGCUAAGAACAUCGCCUUCCCUGAGCUUGCUCUCCCCGUCAUCGUCAUGCUCAAGCGCUGGGUAAAGAGCAUGACAAAGAAGAGCAGCGGAAACCGCAACGCGAAGAUCAACUCUUUGAUUGCUCUGCUCGUACAGAAGCUCGAAGCGAACUCAAAAUGGAUCGAAGAGAAGCGUGCCAAAGUCGACUUCGCGCCAAAUCACCGCGCCGGCGUCGAGGGCUUCCUGAAAGAUGUAGAGUGGGAAAAGAGCCCCCUGGGCGCAUACGUGGUAGGGCAGCGCAAGACGAGGGAGCAGAAAGCAAAAAUGGAGGAGACGGCACGGAAGACGGAGGAUAAGAAACGCAGAGAGACGAAGAAGGCUGAGGUACAAGAGAAGGCGGAGGAUUUCAGUGAUGAGGAGAGUGGGAGUGAGGAGGAUGUUGAGGAGGUGGAUGGGUUUAGUGAGGAUGAGGACGAGGAAGAUGAGUAAAAUUAGUGCAGCUAGAAUAGUUUCGAAUAGAGUAGCAGUUGAAUAUGUUUGGCACGAGCAGGC
Molecule: messenger RNA, 2429 nt
Organism: Trematosphaeria pertusa
Lineage: Eukaryota; Fungi; Ascomycota; Dothideomycetes; Pleosporales; Trematosphaeriaceae
Product: Noc2-domain-containing protein
Exons: 3
Coding region: 54-2366 (770 amino acids)
Biological process (GO): ribosomal large subunit biogenesis
Cellular component (GO): nucleoplasm; Noc1p-Noc2p complex; Noc2p-Noc3p complex
Source: RefSeq, a predicted model, not a curated record